Messenger RNA from Drosophila serrata, 3241 nucleotides. RefSeq lists its product as uncharacterized. NCBI's taxonomy places the organism in Eukaryota, Metazoa, Arthropoda, Insecta, Diptera, Drosophilidae. The record is from RefSeq and is a predicted model, not a curated record.
UUUCCCUGUUUCACAAUGGAAAUCAUAAAUGCAUCAAAGACCAAGAAGCUGAACUCACAGAUAACCUGCACAUCCUACUACGAUUUUCUCACCAAGGAACAUGCCUCCCUGGAGGCGAUGAACUGCAUGGAUAUUCAGCGCGAUCCUUCUAGCGAAUCGGGAAUAGAAGACCCACUCGGGUCGGUCAUGGAGAGUGCGAAGUACUACGAUGUGGAUGACAAUGCGACGGAAUGGUAUCUGGGUACCCGGGCUUUAUCAGCCAAAAAUCCGUUGGUAUGCCAACGGCAACGGAGACUCAAGGCGACCUCUUACUCUGUCCCUGGACGACGUGUAUCCCCGGAGUUCCUAAGCCUUCUCAAGCAACACCAUACCAGGAUGCGAGGGCAUAUGAUGUGCAAGUGCAAGCGCCCCAAGGUGAGCUUUUCCUACUACAAAUACGAUCCGGCGGGCAAGAGACGUCAUAUGCGUCCGGGCAUUGAUACCGCAGCCCCCUUAGAAUUCCCAUAUCCCAUGGAAAAGAAUGACCUGGAGUAUCGCAGGCGCCUCUUACGGGGACAGGAGUUAGAUUUUAGUCCUUCUGCUCCAUUUUCAUUUGGGCCCAAGCGUUCCAAGAAGCGCAGGGUCCGGCAUACCAGAGAUAAAUGGAAUCAGAAUAAGUAUAUGAACCCAAAUGACCUAACGUGGCUGUAUGUUGAUAACUUGGAGUUGCCCUCUACCACAGAGGAAGCCAGAGAAUCUAGUUGCAGCCCCAGCCAGAAGGACUUAAAUAAUAAGAAUAAUUGUCAGGAAAAUAUAGAAACGAAAACUUCCAAUCCUUCGGAUGCCAAGCCGGCCCACAAACCUCCCAAGAUGAAAACAUUCAUCGACCGGCUAACAAAAUGUACUUGCCCUUCAGGUCAAGGGGUAGUUCCGUCGACUCGUAGGAACAGAAGACACAGGGAUCCUCGUCUCAUGGACUACUUUAAAAGUGCAUUCCUCAAGGUCUUCCAAGGAUGCAGUGGCGAGGUAUGUCCACGGAAUGAGGGUUCUAACCAAAGCAGAUGCAGUCAGUGCUUCAGCGCUGAAAAUAAUUCCUUCGGGGAAACGGUAUUGGAUGGUUGUAUGUGUCAAAAGAACUCGGUAAAUAGCUCCCAAAGAACCGAUCUAAGAGACAAUAACAGCAGGGGAAUUCUUCGCAAUAGAUCAAGUUCCAAAGCAUCCGCUUUAAAUUCAGACUUUCGCCAAAAGAAGAAGGUAAGCAUUGCAAAUUGCAAGUGUCGGAGACAGAAAUUACCAGAAACAAGCCCAAACGGGUCAAAUAUAAAUCCAAUUAUAACAGAACAAGAAUACUCAAGAUUAGCAGAAACAGAGAAAGAAAACCCUAACUUUAGCGGCAAUAGUCCGGAUAAUAGUGAAAUACCUUAUCCAUGUAAGGGACACUCAUGUAGCAUGAACGUUCCUAAACCCAGUUCUGGUCAACAUUUAAAGACAAAGCAAUCCAAUAUGGAAAACCCAGACAAGUUUUCCAAUACCAGAAAAUUUGAAAAGCCAAAAAGGAAAACCGAAGUUCGAAAGGCUUGUCUAUUUUCCAAGGUGAAGCAACGAGUACCUCCAAAAGAAGAUCAGAACUUUAAUCAAGAGAAAACUUGCAAGUGUCAGACCCACAAAUAUUGGGAAGAAACAAACCCACACGGGUCUGAAGACAAUCCGGAGGUUACGGAAGAUCAGAACCAUUCGGACUUUUAUCAACAGAAGAUUUGCAAGUGUCAGACCAACAAAUAUUGGACAGAAACAAACCCAUACUGGUCCGAAAUGAAUAUGGAGAAUACGGAACAAAGAAAAUCAAGAUCGGCGGAAAGAGAGGAGGAAAAAGGCAUGGAAAACUCCAGACAAUCCGAGAAACCUAACUUUAGCGGCAAUAGUCAGGAUAAUAAUAAAAAACCCGUGCCCUGUAAAGGUUGCUCAUGCACCCAGACCGACCAAUCGAAGUUUGACAAUCCUCCCAAUAGCAGAAAUAUCGAGGAGCCAAAAGUUAACUCUGGGAUUCAAAAUGCUUGUCCAUGUUAUGGGGCGAAGCAACUAGUACCUCUAAAUGAAGAUCAUAACUAUUGGUACUGUCGUCAAGAAAAUUCUGCUAAGGGUUUGACCCAGACAAAACUGACAAAUACUAACCCUAGCAGUUCGAAAAUAAUUCCGAAGAUUACAGAACAAGAGGAGUUACGAUUAUCGGGAAAAGAGAUUAAAAAACCCAAAUUUUGCAGCAAUAGACCGGACAAUAGUGGAAGACCUUUGCGCUGUAAGAAGUCCUCAUGCACCCGGAAUGUUGCUGAGCCCAGUUGUAGUUUCCAUUUAAAGAGCAGCCAAUCCAAGAAGAUACAUCUGGACAACCCUUUCAACAGCACAAAAGUGCAGAGGUCACAAGUAACUCCAAAUGUUGAUCCUAAACGUAAUAAAAAUAGGAUCCCAGCUAAGCCUGCAGUAACCAGAAGAUUUGUUAAAAAUGAGCAGGUCAGAAAAUGUGUGACACACUGUCCUAGAGAUUGCAAAGUAACUGAUAGAAACGUCUGCCUGGAAGUUCAUCGAAAUUUAAUGAGGUGUCCAAGCAAACCUAUUCCUAUCCGAUGCGAUCCAAUCACGAAAAAAUGUGUCCCUUUUCCGCACUCAUCCGGGAACGAACGAACUGACUUCUUAAGAUGGCUAUAUACAAGACCAAAUUCGGGAAGGAGCAAGAGGUAUACUAAAACCAGGAAAACUCCACGUAAGGGUUUGAGUUGUGAUCCAUGCAGAGUCCAACAGCAGCGUUCUUCCUGCGUCCAGCAGGAAACCCAAAAAGGAUCGUGGGAAAGAAGUGAGUCAUGUAGUAGGUGUCCUUUGUGUUCGUCCGUGAUUCAACCAAGAUGCCAAGAAAACCCCCAACGAUGUUGUCCUCAUAGGAAGCGUUGGCAUUGUAAAGAAACAUGCCAAGAAAACAUCCAAGGAUCUUUUCCCUGGUCUUGUCAGCAAACUAGAUAUGCGUCCACCGUUUCCAGGUAUUGUGGGUUGGGAAGAAUACGGGGAGGUAUCGAUUUUCAAAAGGAUGAUGUCGAAUUUAUUCCAAGAAGAAAACGAGACGUCUCGCACAGCUUUUCAACUAACCUGACUUCCGAGAAGCAAGUAAAAUACAGAAAGCCUCGGAAGUGGUCAAUGCAUGCCUUUAGUUUCGAUUAGAACCAGAUCCGUUUCUGGACAAAGAGACUGGCUGUCAGGUGGGAGUACCACCUUU